This is a messenger RNA of Recurvomyces mirabilis, 918 nucleotides long. RefSeq lists its product as uncharacterized. The transcript has 2 exons. Bases 1 to 918 code for a protein of 305 amino acids. NCBI's taxonomy places the organism in Eukaryota, Fungi, Ascomycota, Dothideomycetes, Mycosphaerellales, Teratosphaeriaceae. Gene Ontology annotation, cellular component: membrane. The record is from RefSeq and is a predicted model, not a curated record.
AUGUUCCCCCCAUCCGGAGGCUACACAUUGGACAUCGAAGCUAUAUCCGGGAUAUGUGGUUCGAUCAGUAUCGCCUGCUGGGUCGUUGUCUUCUCCCCUCAAAUCAUCGAGAACUUUCGAAGGAGUUCUGCGGAAGGUCUAUCGAUAGAAUUCAUCAUCAUCUGGCUGGCUGGAGAUGUGUUCAAUAUCCUCGGAGCAGUCUUGCAAGGCGUCCUUCCCACUAUGAUCAUCCUGGCCAUCUACUAUACUUUCGCCGAUAUAGUACUACUGGGCCAAUGCUUCUACUAUAGGGGCUUUACGUUGAGAGAUCCGAAGCCGGACCCGGUCGCGAAUGGGAAUGGCAAUGAGUCGGCUUCUGAGAGGACGCCACUUGUGCAGAACGGACACGCUUCUGGGCAUGAUGAACGACACGUACCGAACGCGGCAGAUAUCGAACGGAAUUCCCGCGCUCAAUCUCAAUCGUCCUUUCGCGAACGCUUCGCAAGCCUAGACAUGAACCAUAUGUCCCCUGCCGUCCCCAUGCACCCACAACCCAAGGAUGCCAGCGACGUCCAAGCGAUUACCCCACCCAAGCCUCGCACCUGGACCCAAGCAAUUCUUUUCAACAGCACCGUGAUACUCCUAGUCAUAGCGGCAGGUAUUGCAGGUUAUUACCUAUCUCCGUCGAGCCCCAACGAACCGAAAAAGACGCACGAUCAUACCACCCCAGCAGAUGACCAGGAGGACAGCUUACAAUUCAGCUUCUGGGGCCAAAUCUUCGGCUACAUCUGCGCCGUCUUAUACCUAGGCUCCCGCAUCCCACAACUACUCCUCAACUACCGCCGCAAAAGCACUGAAGGGUUGAACGCCCUCUUCUUCCUCUUCGCCUGUAUCGGAAAUCUGACCUAUGCAUGGGCAUUGGGUCGGAGGGAGCUGUAG